Messenger RNA from Hevea brasiliensis (rubber tree), 1323 nucleotides. RefSeq lists its product as uncharacterized. The record is from RefSeq and is a predicted model, not a curated record. Bases 665 to 1078 code for a protein of 137 amino acids. Lineage: Eukaryota; Viridiplantae; Streptophyta; Magnoliopsida; Malpighiales; Euphorbiaceae. The transcript is spliced from 2 exons.
GGAUAUUCAAAAAGCAACGUGUUCCCUAAAACCAUGAGGAAGUAGCAGAACAGAGCACGCAAAGAAACCUUCAAAAACCAAUUUAACCACACGCGUACUGUAGCCUUAGCCCUAGCCUCACCCUGCAACCCAUCUCCAUAUAUAUAAUACAAAGCCCCUUUCAUCAUCUCCAUACCCUUUUUCUCUCCAAUUCCGAUUUCUCCUCUCUGUUUCCUUGCCUGAAAGCUACUCCUUUUUCUUGGGUAUAUUGGAAACCAAACCAGCCUGUUUCUUUAUAAUCAACGAAAUAGAUCACCGAAAGAAACGAGACCUUUUUGUUGUCCUUGUGAAUGGUGGAAAUCUUAAGCAGUAGUAAUUACAUGCUCUCCCUUUGCCAAUCAAGGGCGGGCGUUGUCUCUGCUGCCUCUGCUUUUGCUUUCGGAUCUUGCAAGGAAGGCUGGUAUUACCGCUGCCUCGGCGUAGACCCCUGAACUCUCAAAUCUCUAUCGAAUUUCAUUGUUUUAGAGAAUUUUUUAUUUUUGAAAAAAAAGCAAGAAACCUAAUUCUCUGUUUUUAACCAUUAUUCGAUCUCCAUUGGGAUCUUCUUUUAUUUGUUUCUUUUUUUCGAUUUUAUUCAAAAACCAAAACGGUUUCCUUUAGAUUUGUUUUUUCGAAAGAGAAAACAAUGUUGCUUUACAAGCCGAAGAAGAAUCAGCCCGCUAAGGGCAACAGGCUCUUGAUUAGUGUGACAGUUUUGGGGAGUGCGGGGCCGAUCCGUUUUGUGGUGAAUGAGGAGGAGCUUGUCGCUGCUGUUAUUGAUACUGCGCUCAAAUCUUAUGCUCGUGAGGGUCGGCUUCCGGUCCUUGGCUCUGAUAUCAACGAUUUCUUCCUUUAUUGUCCCAAUGCUGGGUCAGGAGCUCUGAGCCCAUGGGAAACAAUUGGAUCACUGGGGUCUCGCAAUUUUAUGCUAUGCAAGAAGCCACAACCAGUUAAGGUGGAUGAUGAUGCAAGAUCAAAUUCAGCAAUUACUCAAAAGGGGAGUGGGAGUUGGAAGUCAUGGAUUAACAAGUCCCUCAAUCUUAAGAUCUCUUCUCAUUGAUUGAGUUUCAAGUAAUGGAAGAUAUCAGCUCCUUAUGAACUUCCGACUAAUGGAAUUUGUUCUCGGUUACUUCGUUUUUUCUAAUUUCAUCGAAUUGCCAAGUUGAAUUUGGUCAUGUUCCCUUGGCUAAUAUCAAAUUGCUUUCCUUGUUUGAGUUAGAAACCUGAAGAGUUGUCAUUCAGGGAAUAAAAUUUGUAUUCUGGCAAGUUUUGCUUUGGAAUAAAAAAUUGAGAUAAUUUUCAAUA